CAACCGCAGCUAGCGAUGAUAUCAUCUCUCAUUAAUACCCUGCUUUAAAGAGGUGGCAUAUUUUUCCAUUCCAUUUCAAAAGUGCUCCGCCCUUAAAGACGCCUUGUGUUGAGAGGCUGCAGUCUGAGGUGUGUGUGUGUGAGUGUGUGGGGACAUCCUCUCUGUGCUCGGGGAGCCUGCAACAUCCAGAGAGACUUUAAAACAAAAAUCCCCAGUUGCCUGGAAAUGAGAGGACGCUCCAGCGCGAGAAUUAAUCAGUAACUCGGGGAGUCAGGAGGCCGAUAGAACAGUGAGUGCCAGGAUACACGUUGAACGAGAGAGAGUUGGCUGCUUCCAAUCGCUCCAAGAACCGAGGAGAAACCGCAGGGCCCAGGUGGGUGUCGACCCCUCCCCACGGGACAAGAGCUUCCAUCUGGAUACAGGGCCUUGCGUUCCCCGCCCUCUGGACCUGCCCGAGAUGCCCGUGGAGACGUUGUACGCGGAGAUAGACUUUUCCCUUUCUCCGAGCUCCAAGGUACACCGGAUGCAGCGGAAGGCCAAUGGGGACAGCGGCUUCAGCUCCAGGUCCAGAAACUCCGACUCGGAUGACGAGUUGCUCGGCUACCUGUCCCGCGAGGAGCAGGAGUGCAUUUUGUUCUUCGACACCACGCUGGACUCCCUGAACGAUGACGUUGAGGACGGCAGCUCCAUCACCAGCGUCACGAGCGACCAUGUUUCCACCCCGACCAGGGUCAACUCCACAAGCGAAGAAAUCAUCGACUUAGUGUCCACGCGCCCACCCCCGGGAACCUUCAUCCCCAGAUACCAGAACAUAUUUCCAGUCGACCAAGAGGGAGGAAGAUGGCGGACGGAGGAGGACGUCCACGAGAGGUUUGCGGUGGUGGAACCGCAGGAACGGUCGCCGCCCCCGAUGCCCGCGCUGCAGAAUUUGCCGAAACAACGAAGCUUCGAGAUGUCGGUGGAUGACCCCGACGUGGACGUGGUGCGAGGGUUCUGCGGCCAGGCCAAGCCGCUGGGCUCGGUGCCGACGCCCAUGGUCAUCGCUCAGAAGAUCGCGGAGGGACGGGCGGAGAACGGCGUAACGCACCCCGUGUCCCCGUCCGAGACCAAGCCCUUUCCCCCUCCCCCCCAGGAGAAGCCGCGGGCCAGUCUGACCUCCCCCGUCGAGGCCAGGAUCUUCUCCUUCAGGAACCCCAAGGUCCAGAGGCUUCCGUCCAACAUCAGCAUCUCGGCGUCCAGCAAAGACUACAACAACACCAUCACCAUGGCAGCGGUCAAGGUGAAGGAACGCAAGGCCCAGGUCCUGGCCAAUCUGGGAGGGGCCGGCCUGCUGGCCGUCGAGUCCGAGGAGAAGCAGCUGCGAGGACCCGUCUCCAGCCCGAGGAGGACAUUCUCCCUCGUCCAUCCCGCCAAGACGCCGCCGCUGGUCAAACAGUCCUCGGACGAGACGGACAACAGGUUGUCCAACGGCCUCAGAUCGCCUGUCGGGAUGGCCGGGCCGUCUCCGACCCCAAAGGUCCACCCAGUGGCCCAGACUGCUCCCCAGUCCCCACCUCCAGCCACCGCCGCCGGCACCAAGCCCGCGCCGCGGAUGCCGCAACCGCCCAACGCCCCCGCCGGCGUCCAGCGGUCCCGCUCCUUCCAGAAGCCGUCGGCGUUCCGGCCGCAGGGAAUCACCGUCCAGUUCUCCGGCCGGGGCUCCACGGAUGAAUCGCGCAAAGAGGCGCUGCGGAAGCUGGGCCUGCUGAGGAUCAACGAGGACCAGUGAAUCCUCGACCCAGCGACUGACUGACUUGACCGACUGACCAUAGACACAAAAGUGCCGGAGUAACUCAGCGGCACAGGGCAGCGUCUCCGGAGAGAGGGAAUGGGCGACGUUUCGGUUCGAGACCCUUCCUCCGACUGACUGACUUCUUCCGGGAACGUCCGGAGACGCUCGCUUGAUUCGGGGGGGGUUGGGAUCGCAACGUCCUUUCAACACCGCCUGCUGGGUUUCUGCCGGAGAUCGAUCGUUCGAUGCCGACUUUCAUAUUCCACGAUCCGGCAGGAAGCUGUUCAGCCGCUCGCCAACAGAGGACCUCAACAAAGAUGGUCGCCGCGCCCCACGUGCAUUGCGCAAGGAUUCCAGCACAACUAACACACUUGGUGAACGUGGUUAAGAAGGAACUGUGCAGAUGCUGGAAAAUCGAAGGUAGACAAAAAUGCUGGAGGAACUCAGCGGGUGCAGCAGCGUCUAUGGAGCAAAGGAAAUAGGCAACGUUUCGGGCCGAAACCCGUAAGGGUUUCGGCCCGAAACGUUGCCUAUUUCCAGAAGGAUUUCGGCCCGAAACGUCGCCUAUUUCCAGAAGGAUUUCAGCCCGAAACGUUGCCUAUUUCCAGAAGGGUUUCGGCCCGAAACGUUACCUAUUUCCAGAAGGAUUUCGGCCCAAAACAUUACCUAUUUCCAGAAGGGUUUCGGCCCGAAACGUUGCCUAUUUCCAGAAGGGUUUCGGCCCGAAACGUUGCCUAUUUCCUUCGCUCCAUAGAUGCUGCUGCACCCGCUGAGUUUCUCCAGCACUUUUUGUCUAUCUACAAUCCGGUCUUGGUGAACCUGGCCACCGUGUACCAAUGAUUUGACCCGGACAAUUGCAUCUAGAGUUGAGAACUUUAAUUUAGCUUGCCGGUUGUCCUUGGCUACCGAGUCCUGUUUCAGUCUAGUUUAUUGUCACGUGUAACGAGGUACAGUGAAACGCCUCUGUUGCGUGCUAACCAGUCAGCGGAAAGACAAUACAUGAUCACAAUCGAGCCGUCCACAGUGUACAGAUACAGGAUAAAGGGAAUAACCUUUAGUGCAAGGUAAAGCCAGCAAAGUCCGAUCAAGGAUAGUCCGAGGGUCUCCAUUGAGGUGGAUAGUAGUUCAGGACCGGCUCGAAGGGCCAAAUGGCCUACUCCUGCACCUAUUAUCUAUUGUCUAAUGUCUAAUGUCUCUCUGGUUGAUGGUAGGAUGGUUCAGUUGCCUGAUAACAGCCGGGAAGAAACUGUCUCUGAAUCUGGAGGUGUGUGCGUUCGUUUUCACACUUCUGUACCUCUUGUCCGAUGGGAGAGGGGAGAAUAAUGUGUAAAAUAAUGGUCGUGUACCAUUCGGAGAUUAUUUGCCUAAAUUAUUAUUGCAGUCAUUACCUUUGAUGCAACUCAAUGAAUGAGCCGAGAGUGGGGAUGGGGGGGGCAGAUAGAUCGGCCAUGAUUGAAUGGCGGAGUAGAUUCGAUGGGCUGAAUGGCCUCAUCCUGUUCCAAUAACAUGGAACUUAUGCAAUUUGACAUCUCGUCAUAUUUUAACUUCCAUAUCUUGCUCCCAUAUCGUAUUGGUAAAGGUCUAUUAUAUUGUACAGUGACAUUUGUUUUGUUUUUGAUAUCAGUUGAUAUCAUAUUUGUAGUUCUGGUCCUCAGAGUGUCGAUAGGUCACAGAGUGCUGGAGUAACUCAGCGGGUCAGGCAGCAUCUGUGGAGAACAUGGAUAGGUGACGUUUCACAGAGUGCUGGAGUAACUCAGCGGGUGCAGCAGCAUCUAUGGAGCUAAGGAAAUAGGUAACGUUUCGGGUCGAAACCCUUCCGGGUUUCGGCCCGAAACGUUGCCUAUUUCCAGAAGGGUUUCGGCCCGAAACGUUGCCUAUUUCCUUCGCUCCAUAGAUGCUGCUGCACCAUAACUCAGCGGGUCAGGCAGCAUCUGUGGAGAACAUGGAUAGGUGACGUUUCACAGAGUGCUGGAGUAACUCAGCGGGUCAGGCAGCAUCUGUGGAGAACAUGGAUAGGUGGCAUUUCGGGUCAGUCUGACGAAGGGUCCCGACCUGAAACGUCACCUAUCUAUGUCACCCACUGGUCAGAGAGUGAUACAGCAUGAAAACAACCCCUUCAGCCAACUUGCCCACACCGACCAACAUCUCCCAGCUACACUAGUCCCACCUGCCUACGUUUGGUCCAUAUCCCUCUAAACCUGUCCGAUCCAUGCAUCUGUCUAAAUGUUUCUUAAACAUUACAAUAGUCCCACCUCAACUACCUCCUCUGGCAGCUCGUUCCAUACACCCACCACCCUUUGUGUGAAAAAGUUACCCCUCAGGUCUGUAUUAAAGCAUUUUCCCCCCCCCUCACCAUAAACCCUAUGUCCUCUGGUCCUCGAUUCCCCUACUCUGGGCAAGAGACUCUGUGCGUCUACCCGAUCUAUUCCUCUCAUGAUUUUGUACACCUCUAUAAGAUCACCCCUCAUCAUCCUGGCCUGUUCCACCUCUCCCUGGAGCUCAGAGACUGGAGUCCUGGCAACAUCUUCUUAAACCGUGUGGGAUAGAACUAGUGAACGGGCGAUCGAUUGCUGGUCGGCGCGGACUCGGUGGGCCAAAGGCCCCAUUUCCUCUAAACGAUACUAGACUGACACCUUCACAUAUUACAGAGGACAUUUGACCUUGUGUUAAGUCCUGCAUUUAGAGUUAUGCUGGAGGAUAUGAACCUGGUGUUAAAAUUGUUAAAAUAUUAAGUUUCUGAACAAAGGUUUUUGAUUAUAUCAGGGGAGUGUGCAUUGUAUUCAGCUUUGCCUGGUGAUUGACAAUGCAAUGCCUGCCAAGUAUCUAGGGUUACGCAGUAGUACAGCACAGAAACAGGCCAUUCGGCCCAACUCGCCUGUGCUGACAAAGGUGCCCCUUCUACACUAGUCCCACCUGCUGGGGUUUGGCCCAUAUCUCUCUCAAACCAUUCCUGUCCCUGUAUCUGUUCCUAUGUCCCUUAUAUCUAGUUAUUGCCUCAACCGCGCUCUCUGGCAGCUCAUUCCAUUCACCCUCCGCCCUCUGUGUGAAAACGAUGCCCCUGGGUUUAGAGAGCAGGCCCUUCAGCCCACGGAGUCCGUGCCGACCAGCGAUCCCCGCACAUUAACACUAUCCUACACCAUUUUUUAAAAUACAUUUAUACCCAAGCCAAUUAACCGACAAACCUCUAAGUCUUUGGGGUGUGGGAGGAAACUGGAGCACCCGGAGAAAACCCACGCAGGUCACAAGGAGAACGUGCAAACUCCGUACAGACAGCACCCUUGGUCAGGUUCGAACCCAGGUCUCCGGCGCUGUGAGGCAGCAGCUCGGCCUCGACGCCACCGUGCCGUCCUGAGUUCCCUUUGCUUCAAAGUUGCAUAAUAUCCCUUAUUGCUCUGUGACGGCCAAGAUCCUUGCUACUGGGUAUAACUUAGAACGGUAACAUAAUGUGAAAUGUCCAUUGAGACUUGGUUCAUGACACCAAAGGUGACUAUGCACCCAACAUAGUCUUCAAACAUAUUAUCUUUACGCAAUCUCUGUGUCUGUGUAGUCUAUGUUCUCAACUGAUCAUUCUGAAAUGUGAUUUUAAAAUGUAUUUACGCACGAUGCAUGCAUUUAAUAAUUCACAGGGUACUUUAUUAAUUUUGUUACUUAAAGUCGAUUAACUUUGUAAACUUGCAUUUUUUGAUGUGUCCCCUGAGGAGCUAAGUAUCGACAAUAUUUGUUCUACAAAUAAUAACUGUGAAAGGUUUCCUGUAAUAGUCUCAUAUAUUGGUGGAAGAUGUAUUUCUUAUUGGAAACAUUAAAAUAUUAAAUCAUU
Molecule: messenger RNA, 5588 nt
Organism: Leucoraja erinaceus (little skate)
Lineage: Eukaryota; Metazoa; Chordata; Chondrichthyes; Rajiformes; Rajidae
Product: proline and serine-rich protein 2-like
Exons: 5
Coding region: 458-1768 (436 amino acids)
Source: RefSeq, a predicted model, not a curated record